AUGUGCGGCUGCGCGGCCCUCGUCGCCGGAGGCCGGCUGCCACCGCCCGCCCUCCCCCGCCGGCUCCGCCGCCGCCGAGGGAGCUCCGUCCGGGCAGAGGUCUCGCCAGGUGGCGAGUCCCAGAAGAAGAAGGUCGCCGUCGCGGGCGCCGGCUGGGCCGGCCUUGCCGCCGCGCACCACCUCGUCAAACAGGGGUAUGAUGUCACGCUUCUCGCCGCGGAGAGCGGCCCAACCGAGGAGGUUGGCCUCAGAGGAUUCUGGCAUCCGUACCGCAACAUCUUCGCUUUAGUCGAUGAGCUGGGGAUUUCGCCUUUCACAGGCUGGAAUAAAGCAGCCUACUAUUCUGCCGAGGGCCUUGCUGUCGAAUUUCCCAUAUUUCAUAACCAGCCCCGAUUACCAGCUCCCUUUGGAGUCUUUGCAUAUCCAGAAUUCCCUAAUCUUCCUUUGAUUGAUAGGCUGACAUCAAUUCCAGUCAUAGCUGCAGUCAUUGACUUUGACAACACUGACACUGCUUGGAGGAAAUAUGAUGCAAUGACUGCAAAAGAGCUUUUUAAGAUGUAUGGUUGCUCUCAAAGGCUCUACAAGGAAGUCUUUGAGCCAGCUAUUCAGGCUGCCCUGUUUGCUCCUGGUGAGCAAUGUAGUGCAGCUGCAACACUGGGGAUGCUGUACUAUUAUAUGCUGUCUCAUCAGGAAAGUUCUGACUUCUUGUUGUGCCAUGGUGAAGUAGAAGAAAAAAUUCUCUCUCCUUGGCUGCAAUCGUUGGAGCUUAAAGGCUUAAAAUUUGUAGAAAACAAAGUUCCAACAAGUUUGACUACAGAUGCGGAUACUGGAUGCAUCUCUGCUAUUGUCUGUGGUGACGAUGUAUAUGAGGCAGAUGCAUUUGUUUCAGCCAUGGGACUCUCUUCUCUACAAUCCAUCGUCAAAAACAGUCCAUUCCUACGGUCUGAUCGGGAAUUCAGGAAUCUUCUUCACUUAUCUACAGUCGACAUGAUCUCUAUAAAAUUAUGGUUUGAUAAAAAGAUCACAAUUCCAAAGGUUGCCAAUGUAUGUUCUGGUUUUGAUGAUUCGUCUGGCUGGGCAUUCUUUGACCUUACCUCAAUACAUGAUGAUUAUUAUGAAGAAUCAACAACAAUUGUGGAGGCUGAAUUUUAUAAUGCUAGCCAUUUGGUACUUGUAAAUGAUGAUGAUAUUGUCUCUGAAGCUUCAUCACAUCUUAUCAAAUGCAUACAAGAUUUUGAGGGUGCUACUGUGAUAAGAUAUUCAAUCAGAAGAUCUCCUAAUUCUGUAAUCAACUUUCUUCCAGGCUCCUACAAGUACACACUGAGAGGAUCAACUUCCUUUCCAAAUUUGUUUAUUGCUGGUGAUUGGAUUGUCAACCGACAUGGGUCCUUUUCUAAAGAAAAAGCAUAUGUGACUGGACUUGAAGCUGCUAAUAGGGUGGUAGACUAUUUUGACACUGGGGACUUUGCCAAAAUAAUUGCAGUUGAAGGAGAUGAGCCCCAUAUAGAGACAUUGCGUAGUCUCAACAGAAGAGUCAAUGAACUGAAGUCACAAAUUCCAUUCUCAGAAUUCUUUCUCCAGUAA
Messenger RNA from Miscanthus lutarioriparius, 1584 nucleotides. The record is from the annotation of a GenBank genome assembly. NCBI's taxonomy places the organism in Eukaryota, Viridiplantae, Streptophyta, Magnoliopsida, Poales, Poaceae.